Messenger RNA from Chondrus crispus (carragheen), 1409 nucleotides. RefSeq lists its product as hypothetical. The record is from RefSeq and is a predicted model, not a curated record. The transcript is spliced from 2 exons. The coding region runs from base 1 to 1338 and encodes 445 amino acids. Lineage: Eukaryota; Rhodophyta; Florideophyceae; Gigartinales; Gigartinaceae.
AUGGGGGCCUGGUCAGAGCUGGGCAAGUCUUGCCCCGUUACCGGUCCCAUGCUUUGCGCCACGAGUUGCAGGUCCUCUUCCCAAAACCUCGUCCACAAUCGCCUCAACGCACCGGCGUAUGUCACACUCCUCCGACCACAAUGGGCCUUUCUCUCCCACCGAAAUGGCAAACCAUGCCUCUCCGCGCCCUCCAAAAAACCCUUCGUCGCAUCGCCAAGCACAAAUCGAAGGCGCCGAUUCCAUGUUACAUCUUCCGCUGACAACUACACGACUGUUUUGACUGUGCCCACCGGAAUUGGUGCUUCGAUUGGCGGUUAUGCAGGCGAUGCACUCCCGGUUGUGAGACUGAUUUCAACGAUUGUAGACACAGUCAUUACACACCCAAAUGUUCUCAACGGCGCUCUAAUGUAUUGGCCCCUCCCGAACGCGCUUUAUGUCGAAGGAUUUGCUCUCGACCAAUUUGCGGCGGGCAAUUACGCGCUAUAUCACUCUACAAACAGGUCCAAUCGGAUCGGACUGGUUCUUGAUGCUGCCAUGCACCCUGACGCUAUUCUUAGGCACAAGCAAGCAGCGGAGGCCGCAAGGGCUACCCUCGGGCUCCAAGUGACAGACUAUGUAAUCACAGAUCUCCCUCUUCAUGUGAAGAUAGAAUCUAGUGAUUGUGGGCCCUCCUGGGGACAAAUAAGUAAUCCCGAGUCCUUGUUGGCAGCCUCAGCCCGGCUUAUCGCACGCGGGUGCCAAGCGAUUGCUGUCGUCACAAAAUUUCCAGAGGAUGAAGACCCCAUUCAAUUAGCAAAGUAUAGAGCAGGCGCAGCUGUCGAUGCGAUCGCGGGGGCUGAGGCAGUAAUUAGUCACCUGGUAACGCGAGAAUUGCAUGUUCCGUGCGCACACGCGCCUGCUCUUUCGCCGUUGAAUGUGGACAGCUCUGUGAGCCCCAAGGCAGCAGCUGAAGAACUUGGGUACACCUUCCUAUCCUGCGUGCUUGUCGGGUUGUCAAAAGCCCCGAAGCUCAUUCCCACUGCUAGGUCUGAUGCCCAGCCCGACUUCAAGGACAUCAUUUUUGCAGAACAAGUCGACAGUAUUGUCGUUCCAGCAAGCGCGUUUGGGGGUAGUGCCCUUAUGAACCUUGCAUCAGCUAAAGAUGCUCUAGUUAUCGCUGUUGGUGAAAAUAGAACUGCCAUCAGCGUCUCUUCGCGAUGCGUGGGGAUCGAAUCAGAGAGGGUUUUGUUUGUCAAGAGCUACGCAGAGGCUGCGGGAUACCUAGCUGCGCAUAAGGCUGGUAUCGAAUUAUCCUCGCUAGGGCCUUUCGUCCCAAGACUAUUCGAGGUGAAGAACUAGAACAGGUCGUGAUCUGAAAUGAACCCAUCGUAUUUGCAAAAAAAAUGAAGAAAAGAAAAGGUCUCAGAGAA